AUGGCGCAUCGUAAGCUACAACAAGAGAUUGACAAGGUGUUCAAGAAGAUCAACGAAGGUCUGGACAUAUUCAACACUUACCAUGAACGUCAUGAGAAUGCACCUAACGCAUCUGUCAAGGAGAAGCUGGAGAAUGAUCUGAAACGAGAAGUGAAGAAGUUACAAAAGCUUAGAGAACAGAUAAAGGUAUGGCAAGCUCAGAGCGAAGUGAAAGACAAGGAGAAGCUGCUGGAGUACCGAAGGGCUGUUGAAGUGGCCAUGGAGAAGUACAAAGUUGUUGAGAAGGGCUCAAAGGUGAAAGCUUACUCGAAUAUGAGUCUGAAAGCUGCUGGUGAGCUGGACCCUGAGGAGCAGGAGAAGGUUGAUACGAUUCAAUUCCUACAGGAUUCGAUAGAUGAGUUGGAA
Messenger RNA from Williopsis jadinii, 405 nucleotides. RefSeq names its product Not CCR4-Not complex component. Gene Ontology annotation, biological process: regulation of DNA-templated transcription; nuclear-transcribed mRNA poly(A) tail shortening. The transcript has a single exon. NCBI's taxonomy places the organism in Eukaryota, Fungi, Ascomycota, Saccharomycetes, Phaffomycetales, Wickerhamomycetaceae. The record is from RefSeq and is a predicted model, not a curated record. The annotation marks the transcript as partial. Gene Ontology annotation, cellular component: nucleus; P-body; CCR4-NOT core complex.